Histoplasma capsulatum G186AR is the source of this 1137-nucleotide messenger RNA. RefSeq lists its product as uncharacterized. Bases 1 to 1137 code for a protein of 378 amino acids. The transcript has 2 exons. The record is from RefSeq and is a predicted model, not a curated record. Gene Ontology annotation, biological process: Golgi vesicle transport; endocytic recycling; Golgi organization. Lineage: Eukaryota; Fungi; Ascomycota; Eurotiomycetes; Onygenales; Ajellomycetaceae. Gene Ontology annotation, cellular component: GARP complex; EARP complex; membrane.
AUGUCCCUGGAAUGGGCGAUUGAAGCGCCUACGACAAAUGCGGGCGUAAAGCUCAAUACUAGUAGUAUACAAAGAGAGAUAAGAAGCGACAUGUGCCUCACGACCGUAGUUGAGAACCUGGAGAGAGAAGUCUCUGCGGCUGAUUUUCUCCACGUGAAUGGUGCACGGACCAAUAGUUUAAUUCUAAAUCUGGUCUCGUUAGCUCGGAGGUCUUGGCAAAAAAGAGUCCCAGGCUACCUCAAAAUCGACCAUGAGCGGGCCCUUAACAGCAGUCUCAGACUACACAUUUCUAUCACCAUGUCAACUAUAUCGCCUCGUCCUUCUAUAACAUCUGCUCGAACCCCUACACCGACUGGAUCCCGUCGGCCGUCUCUCGAAGCCAGCAGCUUGGCCACAAGCAACACAUCAACCCCAACUGCCAAAGCAUCUCCAUCUCUUGCGCACCGGAAAAACCGAGCUGCGUUACGGGACUACUACAAUCUCCGACCUGCCCACCCUGAGCCACCUCAUUCCAACAAUUCUCAAUCUCGAAGCGUCUCCCCUAGCCUCAGUUCUCGCGCUUCAGCAACCCACCCAGCCCCCGUCGAAGCGCAUGCCGAACUCGACAGCCCCAACUUCGAUCCGUCCGCUUACAUCACCCAUUUACUCUCAACCUCCUCCCUCUCAACUAUUCUCAAAGCAGAGAAUUCAUUAAUAAGUGAUAUCCGAACGCUCGAUGGCGAACGUAAAGCGCUUGUAUACGAUAACUAUUCCAAACUGAUAAAGGCGGUGGAAACCAUCGGGAAGAUGCGCGCUAGUAUCGACGAAAGAGGCCAGCCUGUUAUCAUGACGAAGACGCUGGGCCCGGCAGUUGGAUUUGUGGCGGAAACCGCAGCGGCACUGAGUCAGGAGCAGGAGGAAUUUCGGCGGGAGCGGGUCGCUCAGAAGCAGCCAGGCAACCUGGAUCGAGAGAGGGAGACUGUGAGAUGGGUUCUCGCGAGCCCUAAGCGGCUUAAAAAACUGUUGGAUGAUGGCAAAGGAGAAGAAGCGGAUAGAGACUGGAAGGAGGUAGAAAGACUGCUUGCGAAGUGGAAAGCGGUGAAAGGGGUUGAUGAGUUAAGAACGGCGUGUGAGGGAAUUAUGAUGAAAGGAGAAUAG